This is a messenger RNA of Arachis duranensis, 1836 nucleotides long. RefSeq names its product inosine-5'-monophosphate dehydrogenase. Gene Ontology annotation, molecular function: IMP dehydrogenase activity. Gene Ontology annotation, biological process: GTP biosynthetic process. The coding region runs from base 51 to 1562 and encodes 503 amino acids. Lineage: Eukaryota; Viridiplantae; Streptophyta; Magnoliopsida; Fabales; Fabaceae. Gene Ontology annotation, cellular component: cytoplasm. The transcript has 5 exons. The record is from RefSeq and is a predicted model, not a curated record.
CUAAACCCUCCCUGGCAACCACAACAACCAUCACCAUCGCCGCCGGCGCCAUGGACUUCACUCCGCCGCCGAUCGAAGACGGUUUCACGGCGGAGAAGCUAUUCAACCAGGGCUUCUCCUACACCUACGACGACGUCAUCUUCCUCCCUCACUACAUCGACUUCCCGGCGGAGGCCGUCGAUCUCUCCUCCCGCAUCUCCCGCAACGUCCCUCUCUCCGUCCCAUUCGUUGCUUCUCCGAUGGACACCGUUUCCGAGUCCGCCAUGGGCGCCGCCAUGGCCUCUCUCGGGGCCAUCGCCAUUAUCCACUCCAACAUCUCCCCCGCCACCCAGGCCGCCGUCAUCCGCUCCGCCAAGUCCCGCCGCGUUCCCAUCCUCUCCCACCCGGUCUUCCUCCCUCCCUCAGCUUACAUCGACUCCCUGGACGACUUCGCCGAUUCUCCCUUCAUCCUCGUCACGGAGUCCGGCAACUCUAAGUCCAAACUACUCGGCUACGUGUCAAAAGAAGAUUACACGAAUCAAAGCGACAAGAGCUUGAAAGUUCGCGAUUACAUGGCUCCCUCGACACCUGUUACGGUGCCCUGGAGCCAUGACUUGAAGGAAAUUGACAAGGUCUUGGAGGAGAAGAAGGCGAAUUUCGUUGGGCUGGUGAAAGACAACGAGAUGGUUGAUGUGGUUACCAAGGAUGAUGUUGAGAAGGUUAAAGGGUACCCAAAGCUGGCAGGGCCUGGGUCGGUGGGUGCCGACGGGGAAUGGAUGGUUGGGGCGGCGAUAGGGACGAGGGAGCAAGACAAGGAGAGGUUGGAGCACUUGGUGAAGGCCGGGGUGAAUGUGGUGAUUCUUGACAGCUCACAGGGUAAUUCUAGUUACCAAUUGGAGAUGAUCAAGUAUGUGAAGAAGGUGUACCCGGAACUGGAUGUGGUUGGUGGGAACGUGGUCACUAUGUACCAGGCUGAGAAUUUGAUCCAAGCUGGUGUUGAUGGAUUGAGGGUUGGUAUGGGGUCUGGUUCAAUUUGCACCACACAGGAGGUUUGUGCAGUUGGGCGUGGUCAGGCAACUGCAGUUUACAAGGUUGCAUCUAUUGCUUAUAAAAGCGGUGUUCCUGUGAUUGCCGAUGGUGGCAUCUCAAACUCUGGGCAUAUUGUCAAGGCUUUGUCAUUGGGAGCAUCUACAGUUAUGAUGGGAAGCUUCUUAGCUGGUAGCAACGAGGCUCCCGGAGCUUAUGAAUAUCAGAAUGGUCAACGAGUAAAGAAGUAUAGAGGAAUGGGUUCACUAGAAGCUAUGACUAAAGGAAGUGAUCAAAGAUAUUUGGGUGACACUGCAAAACUAAAAAUUGCUCAGGGGGUUGUUGGAGCUGUUAAAGAUAAGGGUUCUGUUUUGAAGUUCCUACCAUACACCAUGCAAGCUGUCAAGCAAGGGUUUCAAGAUAUCGGUGCCAACUCUCUGCAGUCUGCUCAUGACCUCCUCAGAUCCAAGGUGUUAAGGCUAGAGGUCCGGACUGGAGCAGCGCAGGUUGAAGGUGGAAUCCAUGGUCUGGUUUCUUAUGAAAAGAAAUACUUUUGAAGUAUGAAACCAUCCAAAAUGGUUGUAAGCCGUGGUAGAAAUUGUUGUUGUCAGUUUAGAAAAGGGCAUAAAAUGUUACUCUACAGUCACAAGUUGCUGCCAAUGAUGUUAUUAGAAAUCGAAACAUUGUGGAUGAUGGUGGCCACACCAUGAUUUUAUGGGAUUAAUCCGAGUUAACUUUAAAUUUUUCUUCGGGUUUUGAUUCCGUCAUAGUUGUCUUGUAUUUUAAAUAGAUGUUUUAAUUGGUUAUCUUUUUUGUGCCAAUCAAUACUUC